AUGAUUAGCCCUGAGCGCAACACGCCCAUAGCGGCGAAUUGGAAAUGCAUCCUCAUCUGUCUCCUCGUCUCCUUAGCGAACUGCCAGUAUGGGUUCGACACAAAUGCAGUGGCGGGCUUUCAAGCUAUGCCUGGCUUCCUAAGGAUUUACGGCUACAGAGAUCCGCAGUCCCCAUCAGGCUGGAAUAUUAGGACCACGCCACAGCAACUCAUUAGCUCCUUUUUGAAUGUUGGAACUAUCGUCGGAGCUAUAAUCUCUAUCUUUUCGGCUCAUAGAUUUGGUCGAAAGCCUGCGAUCUGGGCGGGAUGUAUCCUUUCUUACGUUGCUUGUGGAAUCCAAAUCGGAACGACUACAUUAGGGGGACUAUACGCGGGCCGGAUCCUCCUCGGCAUAUCUAAUGGAUUGAUCAUCACCUUUUCCAACGUUUAUACGACAGAGGCAGCUCCGCCGCAUCUUCGUGGUAUGAUCGUGAGCUUCUUUGGCGUUUGGGUCAAUGUUGGCAGUGUCCUCGGCUCGGUUUGCGACGACUACACCAAGAACUAUCAGAACAAGCUCUCGUACCAGAUCCCGUUGGCAGCACUGUUUGCUAUUCCCACCUUGGUGAGCGUCUUGAUGAUCUUCGUCCCAGAGAGCCCUCGUUGGUUCCUCGUCCAGAAUCGAGCAGAGCAAGCAAAAGUCGCACUGAAAAGACUUAGAGGAACAUCGUUGACCCCGGAGUUACUUGACGAGGAGUUCGUCGAGAUGAAGCAGGCGAUUACGGAGGAAGUGGAGCUCGUGUCAUAUAUCUCAAUUUUGGAAAUGUUCAAGGGCACGAAUCUUCGGCGUACAGCUAUUGCCGUUGGUGUUGUCGUCAGCCAUGCCGCAACCGGCUUGUGGUUCAUCUUGUCUUUUGGAACUUAUUUCUUCCAAGCAGCCGGUCUAGACAAGCCCUUUGAAGCAUCCGUUCUUGGAAAUGUCCUGGGACUUAUCGGCGCUCUGAUUGGCUUAAUCCUCACACAGAAAGUGUUUGGCCGCCGAGUGAUGAUGAUGAUCGGCGCUCUUGGGUGUGCAUGCUGCAUGUUAGCUAUCGCUGUAGCCUAUACUGCCGGUGCGGAAACACUCGGCGCUGGCCGUGCCUUGCUUGCAUUUUCCUUGAUGUUCUACUUUUUCUACAACGGUUUUGUUGGCACCGUAAGCUGGCCCAUCGCGGGAGAAAUAGUCUCAUCCAAACUGAGGGUGAGCACAAUUGGAUUGGGUACUGGAAUCAACUACUUCUUCAAUUGGCUAAUCUCCUAUUGCUCGCCCUACUUUAUCAAUGCCAACGACUUAAACUGGGGCCCAAAAUAUGGAUAUAUCUGGGCGGGCUCCAACUUUGUUGUUUUCGGUACGGACCUAAGUGAAUCCGACUAG
Penicillium lagena is the source of this 1389-nucleotide messenger RNA. RefSeq lists its product as uncharacterized. The record is from RefSeq and is a predicted model, not a curated record. Gene Ontology annotation, cellular component: membrane. NCBI's taxonomy places the organism in Eukaryota, Fungi, Ascomycota, Eurotiomycetes, Eurotiales, Aspergillaceae. The transcript has a single exon. Gene Ontology annotation, biological process: carbohydrate transport; transmembrane transport. The coding region runs from base 1 to 1389 and encodes 462 amino acids. Gene Ontology annotation, molecular function: carbohydrate:proton symporter activity.